Cottoperca gobio is the source of this 2391-nucleotide messenger RNA. RefSeq names its product SMU1 DNA replication regulator and spliceosomal factor a (gene smu1a). Bases 110 to 1651 code for a protein of 513 amino acids. The transcript has 12 exons. Gene Ontology annotation, molecular function: protein binding. Lineage: Eukaryota; Metazoa; Chordata; Actinopteri; Perciformes; Bovichtidae. Gene Ontology annotation, biological process: mRNA splicing, via spliceosome. The record is from RefSeq and is a predicted model, not a curated record.
GUCCCUGACUCCGCACAGUACUUCCGUGUUUGCGUCUAUCCUGCGUGUCUUGCUGCUCCUCCUGCAGACUCAAGUGUGUCUUGUGGCUUAUAUUCUGAGCUAAAUAACCAUGUCUCUGGAGGUGGAAUCCGCAGAUGUGAUCCGUCUGAUCAUGCAGUACCUGAAGGAGAACAACCUGCAGCGGACUCUGGUCACCCUGCAGGAGGAGACCACCGUGUCUCUGAACACCGUGGACAGCAUAGAGAGCUUUGUGGCAGACAUAAACAGCGGUCACUGGGACACUGUCCUGCAGGCCAUCCAGUCCCUCAAGCUGCCAGAUAAGACCCUGAUAGACCUCUAUGAGCAGGUGGUGUUAGAGCUGAUCGAGUUGAGAGAACUGGGUGCAGCCCGUUCCCUCCUCAGGCAGACUGACCCCAUGAUCAUGCUGAAACAGACGCAGCCAGAGAGAUACAUCCACCUGGAGAAUCUGCUGGCUCGCUCGUACUUCGAUCCCAGAGAGGCGUACCCGGACGGCAGCAGUAAGGAGAAGCGUCGGGCGGCCAUCGCCCAGGCUCUGGCAGGGGAGGUCAGCGUGGUGCCUCCCUCUCGUCUCAUGGCUCUGCUGGGACAGUCCCUGAAGUGGCAGCAGCAUCAGGGCCUCCUGCCUCCUGGUAUGACUAUCGAUCUGUUCAGGGGUAAAGCUGCCGUUAAAGAUGUGGAGGAGGAGCGCUUCCCCACGCAGCUCAGCAGACACAUCAAGUUUGGACAGAAGUCUCACGUGGAGUGUUCCCGAUUCUCCCCCGACGGUCAGUACCUGGUCACCGGCUCUGUGGACGGCUUCAUCGAAGUCUGGAACUUCACCACCGGCAAAAUCAGAAAGGAUCUGAAGUACCAGGCUCAGGAUAACUUCAUGAUGAUGGACGAUGCUGUGUUGUGUAUGGGCUUCAGUCGAGACACAGAGAUGUUGGCGACCGGAGCCCAGGAUGGAAAGAUUAAGGUGUGGAAGAUCCAGAGUGGUCAGUGUCUGAGGAGGUUUGAGCGCGCCCACAGUAAAGGAGUAACGUGCGUGAGCUUCUGUAAAGACAGCAGUCAGCUCCUCAGCGCCUCCUUCGACCAGAUAAUCAGAAUCCACGGACUGAAGUCGGGUAAAACUCUGAAGGAGUUCCGCGGCCACUCGUCCUUCGUGAACGAGGCGACCUUCACUCUAGACGGCCACAACGUCAUCAGCGCUUCCUCGGACGGCACGGUCAAGAUGUGGAACAUGAAGACCACCGAGUGCUCCAACACCUUCAAGCCUCUGGGCACGUCGGCCGGCACCGACAUCACGGUCAACAACGUCAUGCAGCUGCCCAAGAACCCCGAGCACUUUGUCGUGUGCAACCGCUCCAACACUGUGGUCAUCAUGAACAUGCAGGGGCAGAUCGUGAGGAGCUUCAGCUCCGGUAAGAGGGAAGGUGGUGACUUUGUGUGCUGCACUCUGUCGCCCCGAGGCGAAUGGAUCUACUGCGUGGGGGAGGACUUUGUGCUCUACUGCUUCAGCACCGUCACCGGCAAGCUGGAGAGAACGCUGACGAUCCACGAGAAGGACGUGAUCGGCAUCGCCCACCACCCCCACCAGAACCUCAUCGGCACCUACAGCGAGGACGGUCUGCUGAAGCUCUGGAAGCCUUGAUGUGUUGGAGUUCUCAGGCUGCUCUCUUCCUCUCUGGACGCUCGUCUUCCCUCUGGUUGUUUCUGUGUUUGUCUCUCGGAUCACUGUGAACUCGAGGUUUUGAGAUAUACAUGAUGUCAAUAACACCAUAAGUUUGACAUAUUCAGCUGCAUGUUUCAACGGGUUCUGGUGAUUUCUUUAGUUUAGUUCAGCGGAGUGCACAGUUGGAGCCUUCUGAACCCUCAGAGCUUUACUUUCAUGCCAUCUCUGAAAUCAUCACUACAAAUCCUCACAACGCAUCUGAAGAACGUGCUGAAGGAAUAAAGUGUCGUAUUGUUGUGGCUCUGCUGUUCAACACUUGAGCUUUACAGACAUCCAAUAACUUUUGUUCAGAGGCUCUAGCUUCAGAGAGGGGGGGGGGUAAAUACUAGACUCGGUUUUGUUUUGAAAAUUCCACUUUUUUGUAAAUACAUUUUAUUUGUUUUAGUUUUUUCCAAGAACAUCUGGUUAAAUAGAGUUUUGUCUUUUUUUAAAUUCACUCAUUGAAUGGCAUCACAUUUCAAAAUUCUUUUAUAUAUAUAUUUUGAAUUCUGACAUCAUUAUUUAGUUCUUUCAACAUGGAAAACUAAAUAAUACAUUUUCUCCCACACACAUCUGGAAUGAGACUUAAUGUUUCAAGGUUCUGUAACUUUCUGGAUGUACAAAUCUCCCGUUAUUAUAUCUUGUCUGUGCCAUUAAAGCUAUUUAACCAGAACCGUGAA